AUGAGAUUAAAAGGAAAUAUUAAUUAAAUUUCAGAUAUGGAAGCAAUUAAAAUUUAGCACAGAAUCUAAAUCUAAGAUUUCUAUCAGUUGAAACUUGUGACGAAAAAUCCUCAUAUUACUAUUCUCAAUAUCUGCAAAUUUUUUUCAGUAUAUGAGUUGAUUACUUCGAAAAUGUUUGCAUAAUAUUUUCUGACAAAUGUAAUUUCAAUGUUCUACUAAGCAUAAAUUUAGGAAGGUGAAUGGAGAGAGAGGCCAGAAUUCAAUAACAAUCAUUGUGCAGGGUUUAUAUUAUUUAAUUUGA
Molecule: messenger RNA, 301 nt
Organism: Paramecium octaurelia
Lineage: Eukaryota; Ciliophora; Oligohymenophorea; Peniculida; Parameciidae
Source: the annotation of a GenBank genome assembly